Anopheles maculipalpis is the source of this 1617-nucleotide messenger RNA. Its product is annotated as cartilage-associated protein-like. NCBI's taxonomy places the organism in Eukaryota, Metazoa, Arthropoda, Insecta, Diptera, Culicidae. Gene Ontology annotation, biological process: collagen fibril organization. The transcript has 8 exons. The record is from RefSeq and is a predicted model, not a curated record. Bases 1 to 1617 code for a protein of 538 amino acids. Gene Ontology annotation, cellular component: endoplasmic reticulum. Gene Ontology annotation, molecular function: collagen binding.
AUGGACGAUGAGUCGUACAUAAAUUUUGACUACAAAACACUUUUGGGCAGUCAAUACUACACCGUCCCUGAAAGCGAGGAUGUCGAAGAAGCCGUUGUGGUUCACUAUGAGGUACGUAACAAGAUCGUGGGGACGUGGACGUGGAUCGAGAUGAUGGUAUCACGCAGACGCCAAAAUAGCUGGACAACGGUACGUCCGCUCGUAAUCGGAUGGUGCUGCUGUUGCCUGUUCACACUCACCACGGGACAGACGGUGACGGCUCGUGAUGCAACGUCAGCAUCUUCCAGUGAUCCAGUGGGCGAAGUUACGGUGGAUGAGUCGGUGCCGUAUGAUGCCGACGACCGGCCGGAAGAUGGGAGCAGCUUCAUCGAUCAGUACGAACAGGGCGUACAGGCGUACCUAUCGAACGACUGGGAGGACUGUGUGUACUUUCUCGAGCGUGCGUUGGAGGGAUACCGGACGUACUACGAAUCGGUAGCAAACUGUCGGAUGGAGUGCGACUAUGCGGCACGGGACGUGAAGCAUCGCGGAGACUUCCUGCACGCCAGCAACAUUGACAAUCUGCAGCACUACGAGCUGAUCUUGCGGCGUACGCUUUGUCUUUCGAAGUGUGCCCGCAAGUAUGCGAUCUAUCGGUACCUUCCAUUUAGCGAGGACUUCGAUGGGCAUUAUAUGGAUAUCUUUCAGGAGCUAAAGAUUUAUCCGUAUCUGUACGCUUGCUACGUAAAGUCAAAUCGCGUAACACUUGCCGCAUCGGCCGCCUAUACGUACCUGGUGAAACAUCCGGAGGAUACGGUGAUGAAGAGGAAUUUCGAGGAAGCGAUCGAUAUGCCCGGCAUCGAUCGAGACGAAAUUCGUGAUCUAGAGGAAAAGAAAUUCGUCGAUCUGCUGAUCGGUGGGAUCGUGGACGAGCAGGACAGCAACUGGGAGCGAGCGAUCGAGCGGCUUGAAGGUUCCAUCAAGCAGUACAUCUUCGACGAAAACCAGUGCCGCGCUUUCUGCGAGGGUGAAUUUGAUCACGGCUUUCUGCCCGACUUUAUUACCGCCAUCGGAAAUCACUUUACCAAUACGCUGUACUGCAAGCGUAACUGUACCUCAAACAUGGGCAUGGUGCGAGGAAAGUACUACGAUAACCUAUUCCCGCGGCACUAUCAACAUCUGCAGAAGGCGUACUAUCAUGUAAAACAGUACGAGGAAUCUUAUCGAGCCGGCAUGAGCUACCUACUGUUCCAUGGAGAUGAUCUCGAGAUGCCGGAAGCACUGAAAACGAUCGAAACCGAAGCGAAGGGUAGUGUGACGGCCGUCUUCUUCAAGCCGCGUAGGGAAGCGGUAGAGUACAACGAUCGUAUGCAGUACGAGGAAAAGUUGGCACGCUUCGCGAAAGAAGAGUUUGAUCUACUAGAAGACGGUACCGGAACGGACGAUGCGGACUUUGAUCGAAUGGAUGAUGAAGUAACGACCGAGGGCGAAGCGUUUUUCACGAACGCUCAGCAAGAGAACCUGGAGGAUUCUGAAGUAUCGGAAGAGGAAGAGGACACUCAACCACCAGAAGAUGGCAGCAAUGAGCUAUAUCCAAAAGAUUCGACGGUCGGAUAUAACGAUCGGGAUGAGCUGUAA